CAGUUGCCGGUUACACAUUUAACACAUAUUGUAUUAGAGCUCUGAACGAAGUAUUGUCUCCGUUGAGUGUUGGUCGUUUAUAAAGUGAUAACUGCUAACGAUUCUUUCUAGUCAGCGGUCGUUAGUCGGUGCACGUCGUGUUGUCUCGGUUCUGUAUUAUAUUCAUUGUGAACAAUUCGAUUUUAAGUUUUUCUUGUGUGGCGUUAAUCGCCGAAAGGAUUUACACGUUCUACUUUUUGAAGUAUUGUGUGAAUCAUUGUAUGUAGUAGAAGGUAUAUCGACAUAGUUGAUAAACUUCAACCAGAUGGGAGUUCAAGCAAGAAGUAAGACCGAUACAGCGGCCAGGCUGCCUGUUGAAAAUGACAUAAAGGAAGUUGACCUAUAUGAUGAGCCCCUUAAACCUCAGGGCACAGCUCAAAAAAGGGAAAUUAUAUGGCCAACAACUAUAUAUUUUAUUGUGUUUCACACAUUAGCUGCUAUAGCUGUGAUUUUCUUCUUGAAAAAUGUCAAAUUCUUGACUAUUAUUUGGUCUCUCCUAGUUGGAUUCAUUGGACAAUUUGGUGUAACAGCUGGAGUACAUAGAUACUAUACACACAAAUCUUAUAAAGCCAAAAUACCUCUUCAAAUAAUACUUUUGGCUUGUUACUCAGUUGCUGGACAGUACAGAGUUGUAGAUUGGGUUCAUGAUCAUAGAUUACAUCAUAAGUUUAGCGAUACUGAUGGUGAUCCACACAAUGCUAGUCGAGGUCUAUUUUUUUCCCAUAUUGGAUGGUUAAUGCAAAGGGGACAUCCUGAAGUUGAACGCCGUAGCAAGACUAUUGAUAUGUCCGACAUUGAUAAUGAUCCUUUAGUACAAUUUCAUACAAAGUUUUAUUGGUUCUUCAAGAUAACCAUGUGUUUUAUAAUCCCAAUUAUUGUACCAGUAUACUUGUGGAAUGAAAAUUGGAUCGAGUCAAUAUUUGUUGCUGGAGCUUUAAGAUUUGUUAUUUUUACCAAUAUGACUUUCUCUAUUAAUAGUAUUGCUCAUUUUUUCGGAACCAAACCUUACGACAAACGUAUCAAGUCUGCACAAAAUAUGGCUUUGUCUUUUUUGACCACUGGUGAAGGUUGGCAUAACUAUCAUCAUGCAUUCCCAUGGGAUUACAGAGCUGAAGAAUAUGGGGGUAACAUGACUAAUGCUACAACAAUAGUUUUGGAUUGGUUUGCUAAAAUUGGAUGGGCAUAUGAUCGUAAGACCCCAUCAUCAGAUCUCAUUAGAAGAGUAGCUACCACUCAUGGAGAUGGCAGUUGGCAAGAAGUGCCAGUUACAGAAGCUAAAUGCAAUUAGAUUACUAUCAUUACUAAUGCAUUUUUUUCUAAUUAAAAAGACUUUAAAAACUUAUAAAUGCCUUCAUAGAAUGUUAUUUAUUAUCAAUUGAUAAUUACAAAGACUAUAGAUUCAUUUUUUUACAUCUAUUAAUGAUGCGAUUUGCUAUUAGUAUCUAAUAUGUCGGUAGUUUUGAGUUAAUUUUUAAUU
Messenger RNA from Daktulosphaira vitifoliae (grape phylloxera), 1516 nucleotides. Its product is annotated as acyl-CoA Delta(11) desaturase-like. Gene Ontology annotation, cellular component: endoplasmic reticulum membrane. The record is from RefSeq and is a predicted model, not a curated record. The coding region runs from base 305 to 1327 and encodes 340 amino acids. NCBI's taxonomy places the organism in Eukaryota, Metazoa, Arthropoda, Insecta, Hemiptera, Phylloxeridae. Gene Ontology annotation, molecular function: stearoyl-CoA 9-desaturase activity; iron ion binding. The transcript is spliced from 6 exons. Gene Ontology annotation, biological process: unsaturated fatty acid biosynthetic process.